Mycena indigotica is the source of this 585-nucleotide messenger RNA. RefSeq names its product BTB domain-containing protein. Lineage: Eukaryota; Fungi; Basidiomycota; Agaricomycetes; Agaricales; Mycenaceae. The record is from RefSeq and is a predicted model, not a curated record. Gene Ontology annotation, molecular function: protein binding. The transcript is spliced from 2 exons. Bases 1 to 585 code for a protein of 194 amino acids.
AUGUCGACCUCAGAACCUUCUGCAAAGCGGCAAACAACGGAAGACUCGGACGAUGACGACGACUACCUAGUACCGCCAAUCACAUCUCGCUCGGUAGACUACUGGUUCGAGGACGGAAAUGUCAUCUUGCAAGUUCAACAAACCCAAUUCCGCCUGAGCAAAUCGAUCCUCUCCAUGCACUCGCCCAUAUUUCAUUCUAUGUUUUCUCUCUCGCUUCCCGAAAACGAGCCGCUGUGUGAAGGCUGUCCAGUCGUGGUUCUUUCCGGAGACGCAAGUGAAGAUUGGGAGCAUCUUCUUGGUGUGAUUUUCCCCAAAGACUGCUUUUCUUUCGAACAGCCCUAUUUGCAUCAAAUUUCUGCAAUUCUCCGUCUCAGCAAAAAGUACGACCUUGCUGGAUUCCGAAAAUACUGUGUGGAGCGUUUCAAGGCGGAGUUUCCCACCAAACUUCCGCAGUUCGACCUAGUGAUGAGGUCCUGGACUCAUUUCUGUGUGCGCAAAGACGAAGAAUUCGAAGCUUGUGUUCAAAUCACCAAUCUGGCUCGGGAACUCGGCCUCUAUUCGAUCCUCCCUACUGUCUUUUUAUAA